This is a messenger RNA of Alexandromys fortis (reed vole), 4837 nucleotides long. It is a transcript of the gene Bub1b, whose product is annotated as BUB1 mitotic checkpoint serine/threonine kinase B. Gene Ontology annotation, biological process: protein phosphorylation; meiotic sister chromatid cohesion, centromeric; mitotic spindle assembly checkpoint signaling. NCBI's taxonomy places the organism in Eukaryota, Metazoa, Chordata, Mammalia, Rodentia, Cricetidae. Gene Ontology annotation, cellular component: nucleus. Bases 1358 to 4552 code for a protein of 1064 amino acids. The record is from RefSeq and is a predicted model, not a curated record. Gene Ontology annotation, molecular function: protein kinase activity; ATP binding. The transcript has 25 exons.
CCACUAGGUGGGGGGCGGGGGGGGGGGACAGGACGCCAAAGUGACUUUUGUCUACUUGGAAAUGGGCUGAAUUAUUGCGGGGCUUCCAGAAAGACGGUUCAGAAGGCGGCAAGGAGCUCUCAGCGGCUUGCAACUUGUAGUGGGGGAAAAAACGAGUUGUCGGUCCCUAGUGAAGAAAACAAAAACAAAAACCGCCUCCUCGCCUGCUUGGGCGGGUCCGAAGAAAGCUGCAGGAGAACACGUGUGUACGUGUCUGUAACCAAAUGACAUUUGGUUUCAACAAGUGCUAUGAGAGACCCACAUCCUCUCUUCUGGACUGGGCAAGAACACGGCGAAAAAAGAUUCUGGCAGAGGAGAGAUCAAAGGGGCAGCUUGGGCAGCCGACAUACUUGGUGGUAGCGUCGGAAAACUGCGUGGGCCUGGAAAGCAAAACGCCGCCCAUGUACUAUGGUCAAUCCAAGGAGGACUGCACAUUUCUUGAACACCUACUAUGUGCCGGGUACUGGACUAAGUGCCAGACUUCCGGUGCCUGUCCUCAGUGAGCUUCUACUACGCCUGCGAAUAACGGGAAGCAGCGGGAAUGAUGAUCAUUUUCAGGAUAAUGAUGGCUGAUGGGUGCAGAAAAAUUCAGAAUGAAAAGAUUUUUGAGUCAAGCCUAGAAGAAUGGAGAAUUUUUCUUUUUUUUUCUUUUUUUUUUUUUUUGAGAAGUUUUCAUUAAGUGAAAACCAAAUAUAACAGCCCAGGCCCAGAGAGGCGGGAAGCUAGAAUAAAGCACUCAUCUGGAAAGCUUGUCCAAGAAGCAGGGGCAGGCCGCUUCACCAAACUCUUUGAUAUGCUCACCUUGAUUUAAACGUCCCCUCAAAUGUUGGAAUUACAGUUGAACGCUACCACACCCAGCCAGGUGUCCCUCGCUGGAUUCGAAUACUGGUCUUAGAGAGGAAACUCAGAGCGAAUCUGAAGAGAAUUCUUAGCGUCCGAGCCUGCUGCAGCGCCUGAAAAGCCAUUGAGACUAGCACCUCAACCCAGGAACUACAACUCCCAUUAUGCACAGCGCAGCGCGAGUUUAGACCCGGGAUAAACUACAAUCCCCAGAAUGCUUUGGAAGGGGGAGCGCGGAGCGUGGCUACGUCUACAGUGAGGGACCGUUAAAUUUGAAACUUGGCGGCUUAGGCUUGAUGGGUCGUGAGGUGGAGGCUUUGGGAAGGAGUUGGGUGCGUGUUUCAUUCAGUCUAGGAGCGCGGGGAGACGGUCACCGCAACUCCAGGGUCAGCUGAAGGUUGAGGAAGGAACGUCGGACCGUCGGCACCCGGGGGGAAAAGGUCUGCGGACUGGCGAGAGCAAGAACCGGGAAUGCAGGAUGGCGGCGGCAAGGAAGGAAGAGCUUGCAGCGAGUGAAGCCAUGUGCCUGGAGGGAGAUGAGUGGGAGCUGAGUAAAGAAAACGUACAACCCUUGCGGCAUGGCCGGAUCAUGUCCACACUUCAGGGGGCUCUGGCACAGCAGGAGUCGGCCUGCAACAGGACUCUUCAGCAGCAGAAGCGGAUGUUUGAAUCCGAAAUCCGCUUUUACUCUGGAAGUGACCCUCUGUGUGUGUGGGACCGGUAUAUUAGCUGGACAGAGCAGAACUAUCCUCAAGGGGGAAAGGAGAGUAACAUGUCCACGUUACUAGAGCGAGCUAUAGAAGCUCUACAUGGAGAGAAGCGUUACUAUAGCGACCCCCGCUUUCUCAACCUCUGGCUCAAAUUGGGGCAUCUGUGCAAUGAGCCCUUGGAUUUGUACAGCUACUUACACAGCCAGGGGAUUGGUGUCUCCCUUGCCCAGUUCUACAUUUCAUGGGCUGAAGAAUACGAAGCUAGAGAAAACUUCAAGAGAGCAGACGCAGUGUUCCAGGAAGGGAUUGAACGCAAGGCCGAGCCCCUGGAAAGACUGCAGUCCCAGCACAGACAAUUCCAGGCCCGAGUGUCCCGACAAGCUCUCUUGGCACUUGAGAAUGAAGAGGAGGAGGAGGUGUUGGGGUCUUCUGUACCACAGAGAAGCACACUAGCUGAGCUGAAGAGCAGAGGGAAGAAGAUGGCGAAGGCGCCCAUCAGCCGUGUCGGAGGUGCUCUGAAGGCUCCAGGUCAGAGCAGAGGGCUCCAGAGUGCAGCUCCUCAGCAGCUGCGCAGUAACUGCAGGGUCACUGUUUUUGAUGAAAAUGCUGACAACACUUCUAGGGCAGAGUUACCUAAACCUAUAGUCGAGCCGUGGAAGGCACCCCCCGUCCCAAGGGACAAAGAGAAUGAGCUACAGCCAGGCCCGUGGAACACAGACCGACCCUUGGAAUAUAGGCCUCAUGGCAAUUCAGCCUCUGUAGCAGCCGUGUUUCCUUCGCUUCCCAGCUUUACUCCCUAUGUGGAAGAGAGCGCUCAACAGACGGUCAUGACACCAUGUAAAAUUGAACCUAGUAUCAACCAUGUCCUCAGCACCAGAAAGCCUGGGAAGGAGGACGGAGACCCUCUGCAGAGGGUUCAGAGUCACCAGCAAGGGCCUGAAGAGAGGAAGGAGAAGGUGAUGUACUGUAAGGAAAAGGUUUAUGCUGGAGUCGGGGAGUUCUCCUUCGAGGAAAUCCGAGCUGAAGUGUUCCGGAAGAAACUGAAAGAGCAAAGGGAAGCCGAACUGCUGACCAGUGCAAAGAAGAGGGAAGAAAUGCAGAAACAGAUUGAGGAGAUGGAGAGAAAGCUAAAGGAAAUCCAGACUAUUCAGCAGGAAAGAGCUGGGGACCAGCAAGAAGAGAAGGUGCCCACAGAGGAGGCGGCCAGACUGCAGAUUGCUUCACGGCCUCAGGAAAUGCUGGGAGUGUCUCUGUCCCGCUCUGUCUGCCCACCUAGCUCUCAAUCCAGGGAAACCUCACCAGCUAAAAGCAUUUUGCAAGAACAGCCUGACUGUACAGGUCCCAGCAUGCCUUUCUCCAUUUUUGAUGAGUUUCUUUCAGAUGGAAAGGACAAAAGUCCUGCUGCAGAUUUUCCACAGGCUCCCAAAGCCCAGCGAAGACCCCUUGCAGUUCUCAAGACUACAGAAAUCAUCGCAUCAAAUGAGGAUGUAUCUGCUGGUGUUUGUGAUGAACUUACAGGAAUUGAACCUUUGAGUGAAGAUGCCACCAUCACCAGUUUCAGGAAUGUAACCAUGUGUCCCAUCCCCGAGGACACUUGUUACUUUGCUAGAGCGCCUCGUUUUGCAUCUACUCCUUUCCAUGAGAUGCCGUCCUUGAAGGGCAUCCCUUCCGACCCUGAGAGACUGUCCCAGGAGGAGGAUCUGGAUGGGAAGACCACGGAAGUCCAUCACACUGCAAUGGCCACUAUUUAUAGCCAGACCCUCAGUGUCAAGAAGCUGAGCCCAAUUAUUGAAGACAGUGGUGAAGCCACACACUCAUCUGCCUUCUCUGGAUCCUCUGCUUCCGUGUCGAGUACCUCCUCCAUCAAGGGCCUUCAGCUCCCCGAGAAGCUGGAGCUAACUGCUGAAGCUGCAGAAAAUGCUGUUCAGUCGCCCUGGUGUUCACAAUACCGACUCCAACUACUAAAAUCUCUACCAGAGUCAAGUGCUUUUGCAGAGUUUUCUGUGGAAGACAGACCAAUGCCUACCCUGGAAGUAGGGAAGGAAAUUGAGUUAGGUAGUGAAGACUACUGCAUUAAACAAGAGUACCUGAUCUGUGACGAUUACAAGUUACUCUGGGUGGCACCAAGAGACUCGGCCGAGUUAACCAUGAUAAAGGCAUCUUUCCAACCUGUCCCAUGGGAUUUCUAUAUCAACCUCAAGUUAAGGGAGCGUCUGAAUGAGGACUGUGACCCGCUCUGCAGCUGUUGCCAGUACCAAGAUGGCCAUAUCGUUUGGUACCAGUAUAUCAAUUGUUCUACCCUUCAGGAUCUUCUUCAGCACAGUGACCUUGUGACGCAGGAAAUAGUAGUCCUGAUUAUUUAUAACCUCUUGACAAUAGUGGAGAAGCUUCACCAAGCUGAGAUUGUCCAUGGAGACCUGAGCCCACAGAGUCUGAUCCUCAGAAACAGAAUCCACGAUCCCUAUGAUUGCAAUAAGAACGAUCACGCUGUGAAGAUCGUGAACUUUUCCUACAGCGUUGACCUGAGGGUACAGCUAGAUGCUUUUUCCUUCAGUGGCUUUCGGACUGUCCAGACCCUGGAAGGACAAAAGAUCCUGGAGAACUGUUCUUCUCCCUACCAGGUGGAUCUGUUGGGUAUAGCAGACCUAGCACACUUACUGUUGUUCAAGAGACACCUGCAGGUCUUCCAGGAUGGACUUCUCUGGAAACUUAGCCAAAAUACUUCUGAGCUAAAGGACGGUGAAUUAUGGAAUAAAUUCUUUGUGCGGAUUCUGAAUGCCAGUAAUGAGUCCACAGUGUCUGUCCUGAGGGAGCUCGCAGCAGAAAUGAAUGGACUUUUUGACACCACAUUCCACAGUCACCUGGACAAAGCCUUGUGGAAAGUGGGGAAGGUAAUUAGUCCUGGAGCUUUGCUCCUCCAGCAAGACAGACAGACAAGCCCCUCACAGGUCCUUGCCUCCUAAGCUGUGCUGUGUUGUGGGAAGCUGGCCUUUAAUGAUAGCAGCUGCUGUCAUUUAAUUGCGCACACUUGGACACACUACCAGUUUUUUCUCCAGUUUACUCUGAGUGGCAUGGUUUUAACAGAACACUGCCCCGACAGCCUCACCUAUUUUACUCAAAAUGGGUUCUGUACAAAAGGAUACUUUUUAGCCUGUUUCUACUUUCCCUUCUGCUUUUCUCUUUUGUAAUUUUACAACGUGUACUCUUGCACUCACCAUGUAUGUUACAAUAAAAAAGUUUUUGUUAAA